Molecule: messenger RNA, 1190 nt
Organism: Dermacentor andersoni
Lineage: Eukaryota; Metazoa; Arthropoda; Arachnida; Ixodida; Ixodidae
Source: RefSeq, a predicted model, not a curated record
UGUAAGAAUAAUUUAGGUGCUGACACUCGCCGCUCCCCGUAGAGAGAACGCGCGGGCAGAUUGUGUUCGCAGAUGACCUUGAAUCGGCGGUAGUUUUCGCCGCAAGGGUACAGAUGGCGCUGUAGUAUGGGAGCCCAGGGGCCCGCGCUGCCCGCUCGGGUGCGUUCAGAAAUUUUCACGCCACGCGCGGGGUGAAUACACGUGGUAUAGGUGCAGAAGUGUACUUGCUGAAACUCGUGUGUGUGUGUGUGUGUGUGUGAAGGCUUCUCCGGAUUCUCGAAAAGUGUUUGGUUGUGCCUGUCAGUCCUGUGAGUGCAUUGUUCGGCUGAUUGGUAUUCUGCUGGGAUUCACUCAACGUAUACCACGCCGCGUCAUGUGACGCCGAGUGCAAUUAGUUGCGCUCAGGCUUGCUGCGCUUCAAAAUGGGCAAGAAGUGCUUUGUACCGAAUUGCAAGUCGGGGUAUCGGACAUGCACGGAGCGUGUGUCGCUUUUCAAGGCUCCGCGUGAACCCGAACGUUUAGAAAAGUGGCGACGGGCGAUUCCGAGAGCAGACAGAGUUUUGCAGCCUACCGACCACGUGUGCGCGAAGCACUUCCCGAAUGAAGUGAUCUCUGCAACAUAUCACGCGGAAUACAAGGGGAACGUCCUUCUGCACGCACAAAAAAAGCCGGUGCUCUCACCCGACGCUGUGCCUAGCAUUUUCCCGAAUUGCCCAGGAUACUUGACUGUGCAGCAAAAAACGAGAAAACCUCCGCGGAAACGGCAGGCUCUGCCGCCGACUUCUCAGAAGCCUAAGAAGCAAGGACAGCCAGAAGCGUCGAAUGCUUCUGAAGAGCUACACCUGGCCGUUGAAAAUACACCAAGUUUAUUGCUGGUUGACACAACGAGUUCAAAAUAUUCUGAUGCCGAAUCAACAGACGCGCCUUGUAAGAGGCCACGCUUGGAUUUCAGCAGCGUCGCGCCCCCUCCACGUGAAGAAAAGGAUCCUUUUCAACACGAUACUGACACAUUGAGUGGCACAUGCACUGCCGACGCACCUAGUCACACAGCUGAAAAGCAACAAGUUUCUUCCUCAUCUCAAAAAACUACGGAGCAAGAGAGAAGUCAUGGACCAACGCAAGAGCAGCGACCCACCGAGUCCCUGUUCCUCCAGGACGGAGGACAGCAAAUGACAAUUUCCGCUCUGUGA